AUGAGGCUAACUGCAAAUAGUGAAUGUUCUGAAAUUGAACAAACAAGGGUUUUUGCAAACUGGAUUUUGGACUUAGGAGAAGGCAAAGUUGGAGGUGAUAAUGAUGGAGACGAAAAGGAGUACUUAAGUUCAUAUAUGCUAUGUGAAUCAGAGCAACUUCACGAUCAGUUUGAUACAACUUUGUACUCUCCUGAUGUCUUAAAUGGUCUUAAAUUAUCAGGUAUACCAAACCAUAAGAUAUUACUAAAAGUUGGUGUUCCUAUCAUAUUACUAAGGAAUAUUGAUCAGAAAUCUGGAUUAAGUAAUGGAACUAGACUACAGGUGUUAUCAUUGGGAAAUCAAGUGAUAGAAGCACAAAUUAUAUCUGGAAGCAAUAUUGGAAGCCGGACAUUCAUUCCAAGAAUGUCUUUGACACUUACAGACAAACGGAUUCCAUUCAAAUUUCGAAUGAGACAAUUUCCAGUUGUUGUAUGUUUUGUCAUGACCAUAAAUAAAAGCCAAGGACAAUCAUUAUCAAAAGUUCGUUUAUUUCUAAGACAACCGGUCUUCACCCAUGGUCAGUUAUAUGUUGCUUUACCUAGAGUUAAAAGCAAACAAGAUAUGAAAGUAUUAAUUAUAGAUGAUAAUCGUAUUAUUGGCAAUGGAACAAAGAAUGUUGUAUAUAAAGAAGUAUUUAGUAAUCUAUGA
This is a messenger RNA of Cynara cardunculus var. scolymus (artichoke), 687 nucleotides long. Its product is annotated as ATP-dependent DNA helicase PIF6-like. NCBI's taxonomy places the organism in Eukaryota, Viridiplantae, Streptophyta, Magnoliopsida, Asterales, Asteraceae. The coding region runs from base 1 to 687 and encodes 228 amino acids. The transcript has 2 exons. The record is from RefSeq and is a predicted model, not a curated record.